Molecule: messenger RNA, 2876 nt
Organism: Neodiprion fabricii
Lineage: Eukaryota; Metazoa; Arthropoda; Insecta; Hymenoptera; Diprionidae
Gene: Chpf
Product: chondroitin sulfate synthase 2
Exons: 6
Coding region: 453-2759 (768 amino acids)
Cellular component (GO): Golgi cisterna membrane
Molecular function (GO): glucuronosyl-N-acetylgalactosaminyl-proteoglycan 4-beta-N-acetylgalactosaminyltransferase activity
Source: RefSeq, a predicted model, not a curated record
AAAAUACCGAGUGUCAUCCUGCAGUGUUGUCAACUAGUUAACCAAAACUGCUUUAUUCAUUAAUCGAGGAUACAAUAUAGUCUGUUAAUUAACACAUCGGCAUAUAACGGGACCUACGUAUAAUCGGCUACGAUUUAUAUCACGUUCAAAUUUCCCGCUCCGCUUCCCUAACCUUCCAUCUCCACCAGAUUCAUUUCUUCCAUUUUUUCUAUUUCUAUUCCUAAAGCUGCUAACAAUUAACGUUAUUCCAUUCGUUGAAUUAACUAUUAACAUAAUAUUUCGAUCACCAAUUAACAAUCACUGAUAACAGCUUCGAAUAGUCUUUGUCUUGAAAUGUAACCAUAACAAAUUAUCGUUGCAUGUAUGUACAUGAUGAGAUAAUUUAAACAAUCAGAUAUAACUAAUUAGGACUGUAGAAAUUGUAUUGCAAAACAGUAUCUGAUAAUAAAACGAUGAAUACGAUAACAAAAGUCUUUCUUUCGUACUGUCGAAGCAACGUAUAUUUGAUCUUCGGCAUGUGCUUCGGACUAUGCAUAAGCUCGUUUUUUACACCGACCAAUGACGGGGACUGUCUAGAGACGGUGGAAGAUCUUGCACCUCCUUUAAGCGUGCCAAAAUUCAGCGACAUUUACGAGCCAAAGAUGAACCUUGAGGGAAAGCCGUUGCGGGCCAAGAAAACUCCCAAGGUUUUCAUGCGCCCUAGAUACUAUUCGACAGAGCUCGGCAUAAGGGAGAAAUUAUUUGUCGGAGUACUGACGAGUCGAGAAUAUCUUUACAGCCGAGGCGUAGCUCAGAACAAAACCAUUGCUCAUCUCGUAGACAAAAUCAGAUACUUUAUAUCGAUAACGGAAGGAGCUAAACCAAAUGUUUCGCUGCCUGGGAUUGUCGGCUUCACAGAUACCAGAAGCAUUUUGAAACCAUUCCAUGUACUCAAAUACAUAACAGACAAUUACCUCGAGGAUUACGAUUACUACUAUUUAAUCAAAGAUUUGACCUAUGUAGAUGUUAGAAAAAUGACAAAGCUUGUAAAUAAAAUCAGCAUCAGCCAGGACGUUCAUCUGGGUGUUGCCAGCAAAUUUGGUACCUAUUGCUCUCUGGAUUCAGGUAUCUUGCUGAGUAAUUCAGUGAUCCGAAAGAUGAAAAAUAACUUGGACUGGUGCGUCAGAAACACGUAUUCCGACUCCGACGAUGUUAACUUUGGUAGAUGCAUCGUUCACUCUUCAUCUCUGCCUUGUAGCGAUGCUAUUCAAGGACAAACGAUCAAAUCCACAGUGCUUAAUGAAAGCUUUGCCCUGGAGACAAAUCUUUACGCAUCUAUAGCUCAGAAUUACUCGGAAUCUCCAAUCAGUGUUUAUCCUGUUUUUGACCAUUCAACCAUUUACAAACUCAACGCUUAUAUUGCCAGGCUGGAGCUAACAGCGGUCAUAGAUCAAAUAUCCACUUUGCGUCAAGAGAUAUUGAAGACUGCCAAAUUAGAACCAGAGAAGGAUCAUAGCGUGACUUGGCCUAUUGGCAAUCAACCAGGGAACAAGCCUCCUGGGCGAUUUGAUAUCGUCAAAUGGUCUUACUUCAAUGAAACGCACAUGGCUUCAGACAAGAGUUUGAAAAACAUGCAGAAGUUCGAAGGAAGCGUCAAAGCAGAUAUAGAGUAUGUGAUAAAGGCAGCAACCGACAGAAUCGAAGGAAAUUACAAGGGGAUGUUGGAGUACAAAAAAUUCUUAAACGGCUAUAAAAGGUACGACGCUUCGAGGGGCAUGGAUUAUAUUUUGGACUUGGUCUUUGCUGAGACAAAAACCAAGGAGGAGUUAGUGAAGAGGGUCGAGAUCUGUAAGCCACUUGGCAAAGUAGAGAUUUUGACAGUUCCAUAUGUAACUGAGAAUGCCAGAGUUCAUUUGAUUUUAACAGUUAACAAGUUUCAAAAGAACGAAACUAUCAAAUUUAUGUCACACUACGCUCAAACCUGCAUGGAGAAAAAAGACAAAACGUUUUUAAUGGUGGUGCUUCUUUAUGAUGUAAAUUCACCAUCGAAAGACAAAGACGAUGUGUUUUUCGAUGUAAAACAGCAUGCUUUGUCAUUGACAGAGAAAUAUAAAAAGGAUCAGUCUAAGGUUACCUGGCUUUCCAUCCGCUUGCCAUCGAGCGUGAGUUCGAUUGAACUGGAGCCAAUGUUAAAAAUCGCUGUAACAGACUUGGUGGUCAGGAAAUUUUCCCCGGAAAGUUUAAUUUUAUUUGUUGAAACUGAAAUGGAGCUGAAAGUUGAUUACUUGAACAGAGUACGAAUGAAUACCAUUAGCCAAUGGCAAGUAUUCAGCCCAAUGCCUUUUGUCGAAUAUCACCCAGAUAUCGCUUACUCGGAAUCAAAAGCCAAAGAAAACGAAUUAGACAUAAACAGAAACUAUGGAAGAUACGACGAGUAUAAUUUCAACCAUGUUGCAUUUUAUGCCAAAGAUUACACAUCGAUACGGAAAUUGGCAGAAAGUAUAAUUCCACCUGUCCGAGCGGAUCGAGAUAUCGCAACAGUUUUAAAGCCAUCCGAACAGAAUUUAAUUAAUUCUGUAUUUGAACUAUUUAUUUUGUUUGGAGAUUUGCACCCGUUUCGCGCACUAGAACCUGCAUUGAAGAUCCGGUACAAAGAAAUGAAUUGCAGAGGAACUCAAAGUGACGUAACACAUAUAGAUUGUAUGAAAGCUCGUAGUUUAAACCUUGGUAAUCGUGGGCAGCUUGCCAAACUCAUACUGCAGUAUCAGCAUAGCAAUUAAAUCCUAGAAUAAUUAUUAUGCAUGAAUUAAAAACAUAAAGAGAAAUGCUAAAGGAUAAUAAUAUAUUGUCAAUUUAUACGUUGAUUGAAAUAAAGUAUAUUGCCGUUAACAUAUCAA